Molecule: messenger RNA, 661 nt
Organism: Cucurbita maxima (winter squash)
Lineage: Eukaryota; Viridiplantae; Streptophyta; Magnoliopsida; Cucurbitales; Cucurbitaceae
Exons: 2
Coding region: 22-462 (146 amino acids)
Source: RefSeq, a predicted model, not a curated record
GACAAGAUUCGAGGUCACAGGAUGUCGUGUGUAAACAACUCGGAUAUCUUGCGAUCGACACGGAAUGCUUUGAAUCAGUAUCCUCGGUUUUCCCUGGAUGGAAAGGAUGCAACGUAUAGAUCUUCAUUUAGGAACUUGGAUGGGUUGCCAUCAACGAUAGCUGGAGAGAAUGUCCUGUGGCGCAAACCAGGAGUGGUAGCUAAGUUGAUGGGUCUUGAGGCAAUGCCGAUGCCAGUGGAUGCUAAAAGUGGCAAAGCUAUGUUGACCUCCAUAAUGAAGCGACAGAGUCUAAGAAAAAGAGCCAAGAGGCAUGAAAAAGAGAGAAGAUUAUCCAUGGACUAUCCUGGUUCCGAUGGCACCAUAACAGGAAGAUUAAGUUCUUGCAGUUCAAACAAUGGGUGCUAUGUCGUGAAGCCAAAUGCAACAGAAUCAGCAGCUUGGAAAGCCAGCCAAUUUCUUUAGGUCUUCUCUGUAAUCUGUCAACCAACAAGAGAAUAGUGUUUUAUUCAUCUUUAAAUAUAUAUAAAAAAGAACACACCAAAUUUCUAACACUCAAUCAAUAAGACUCGCUAUUUAGUGUAAGCUAGAGAAACUGAACAUAGAUCCUUGUGGUUGUAGUGUGGGUAAAGCUGUUGUCAGAUACAUUUCAAAGUCAAAAGAA